AUGCCGGUGGAUGAGGUUACCUUCCCCGCUGAGCGUCUCGUGAUCUCGCAGGUCGCGGCGCCCACCAACGCACUCGCAAAGGCCAUCAAGUGGAAGCCCCUUGAUGGUAGCUAUGAGAUGAGCCUCUCGACCGCAGCCAACAAGCUGAGGCUGCAGUUGAACAAGGGCGGAAAGCCGGUCAUCACCGCCGUCUUUCACAAGCUUACGCCUCUCCAGAAGAAGGCCUCUCAUGCGCCGCGGCUUCAGCAUGCCACUAACAGGAUGUCCUUCCGCUACCCCUCGUCCCCGCAUAUGGACAACGGCCUGUCUGAGAGGUUCCAGAUCAGUCUUCAGUCAUUCUCGUCCGUCCAAGAUGCCGUACGACUCCUCGGUCCCUUCUUCUGCGUCAUGCCAUCUUCUUCGGCGUCGCAGUCGCAAUCGCAAUCCCAGUCACAGUCGCAAAGCAGCAACCCUACUCCGGCGGUCGAGACAAAGAAGAAGCGCAAGCUCCCGGAAGAGACGCCCUCCAGCGCGAAGAAGGCGAAGGAGACCGCUCCGGACGAUUCUCCCACCGAGCCUAGCGGUCCCAUCAAUGAGUCAGCUUCAUCAAGCGACAAGGUACAGGGCGGAACCCUUCAACCUCAGCUUUCGGUCCUUCCUCAAACGCCCGUUCUACCGAUGCCCGACCCACCAGCUGCAUUGAAGAGCGAAUCUCAGCGCAGCGGAGCGACCGAAACACUUCAAGACACACAAUCCGCGGAUCCGCAUCCUCGACCGGAAACUUUUUCUAUCGAUCAAGUGAGAGUCGAUCUUCUUCCUCGCAGUCCUCUCGUCGACAUUGCGACUCCUCCUCCCUUGCCGGUCGGUGCUUCAACUUUGUCCCUCGAGCGCGGUACUCUCAUGGACAUCUGCGACCUCGCUUUCGGUAGCGGCUUCGAGGAGAUUGAGGCAUUGAACAUGCAGUACCAGCCGAUGAUGACGGACAUUGAGGAGAGGAUCGAGGCGGCGAGGAUUCAAGCGGAUGAGGAGGAGUUUGGGGAUGGAGGAGAUGUUUCGGCCGAGCUCCAGGCGAUCUGGGACGGUGCCCCAGCGCACGGCGGGCUGGGGCAUCUCACGGGGGCGACCGAUCAGGAGCUACUGGAUUGGAUGGAGAGUGGGGAGCUGGAUGAGGACACUAUCCGCCUCUGCCAUCGCAUAGUCGCUGUCGACCAUUACCGCCACCAGCGCCAACAGCCCUACCCGUCACCUCCUUACGAAGGCACUGCGCCUUAUUAUCAAGCAUACCAGCACCUUCAAGCCCCCGGCCCGAGUAAUGCCAGCUACGGUCACGACCCCGUCCGCACCGCUCAUCAAUACGACUCGUCCCUCACCCACUUGCACCCGGCCGCAUCACAGCAAUUCUACGACCCUCAUCAAGACGGCCAACACUACUACGCUCAGGAAGACAUCGACGAUAUCGACGACUGA
This is a messenger RNA of Dioszegia hungarica, 1446 nucleotides long. RefSeq lists its product as uncharacterized. Lineage: Eukaryota; Fungi; Basidiomycota; Tremellomycetes; Tremellales; Bulleribasidiaceae. The coding region runs from base 1 to 1446 and encodes 481 amino acids. The record is from RefSeq and is a predicted model, not a curated record. The transcript has 7 exons.